AUGGCGUAUUCCCCUAAACCUAGGAAGGCCAAGUCUCGCAGAAAGCAACAACAACUCACACAAGACUUGAUCAGUGAUUUGUCUGAUUGUCUUCUCAUUCACAUACUGUCUUUUUUGGAUGCAAGAGAUGCCGUUCGAACCUGCAUUUUGUCCAAAAGAUGGAUCAAUCUUUGGAAGACACUUUCCACUAUUGUGAUAUUAGAUUAUCCUAAUUUCGAUGACCGAAAAUAUGAACGAUUUGUAUAUCAGAUUUUGUCACUACGUGACAAUUCUACCGAUAUUCACACUCUUCAACUUCACCCCACUUUUAUGAAAAAGCGAAGCCACACAUUAGUGUCUAGGAUACUGAAAUAUGUUUUUUCACACAAUGUCCAACGCUUACUACUUGACUUUCAAACCCUUAAGCCCAAUUGUUUUUCUUUUUCAUGUUCUACUCUAAAGUCCCUCAAACUUACCUGUGGUGAUUUUGUUUUUGGUGUCAAUACUGAAUUUCCAAAUUCUCUUCAUUUUCCAGCAUUAGCCACCCUAUCUCUAAGCUACUUUACUUUUACUUCCAAUCAUGAUGGUUGUGCUGAACCAUUUUCCACUUUUAAUAUGUUGAAUACGUUGAUCAUCAACCAAUGUGUAGUCUUGAAUGAAAAAAACCUUUGCAUAUCAAAUACUAGACUUGAAAAUUUAUCUAUAACUAUGCAUCGCGAUAAUUAUCCUAGAACUUUAUUCAAAAUCGAGUUAUGUGCUCCAAAUCUUCAUACCUUCUCUUAUAUUGGUAAUCAUAUUUCAAAACUUGUUUGUAGCAAGAGUAUUUUCUCCUCUAUCAAACAGUUACUUAUUAAUGUCAGGUGUUUUGAUAUGUAUGUGGGGUACUCACCAAUUAUAUGCAAUUGGUUGGAUGAAAUUUCUAAUAUUGAAUCAUUGACCCUUGAUACAUAUACUCUUGAGGUUCUUUCCUGUUUUCCUGAUUUUCUCAAGCUUGAGCCACCUUCCCUUUUAAACUUAAAGUCACUCAAAAUAGAAACAUAUCGCCUUUCCGAUGUAUCUGAAUUUGACAGAACCGUAGACUUUUUGCUUCAAAAUUCACCCUUGGCAAAGGUUGAGAUCAUUCUUGUAGGUGCGUUUUUUAUUUCCCAUGAUAUGUUAAAUUUGAAUAAUUUAUAA
Molecule: messenger RNA, 1155 nt
Organism: Vicia villosa (hairy vetch)
Lineage: Eukaryota; Viridiplantae; Streptophyta; Magnoliopsida; Fabales; Fabaceae
Product: F-box/LRR-repeat protein At3g26922-like
Exons: 3
Coding region: 1-1155 (384 amino acids)
Molecular function (GO): protein binding
Source: RefSeq, a predicted model, not a curated record